This is a messenger RNA of Anisakis simplex (herring worm), 321 nucleotides long. The record is from the annotation of a GenBank genome assembly. Lineage: Eukaryota; Metazoa; Nematoda; Chromadorea; Rhabditida; Anisakidae.
UUGCAGAACGGUAAAGAGCAGAAUCGAGGUAGGAUAAACUUAAUUGGACGUUUACAACUAUCAACCGAACCGAGUCAUCAGGCAGAACAUGAUGAUAUAAUCGCCUUGCGAGUAUUCCGUAUCCAGGAGGCGAUUGUGAAAGUGAUGAAAGUUCGAAAGAAGUGUCAGUCGGCACAACUUCAAACUGAACUCAUCGAAUUGCUCAAGCAUAUGUUUCAACCGUCCAGGAAACUUAUCAAAGAGCAAAUCGAAUGGCUAAUUGAGAACAGAUUCAUUGCACGUGACCCAUCGGAUUUCAAUACGUUCUUAUAUGUGAGCUAA